GAGGUGCCACAGGAGCAUUUGAGCUCCCUGAGGAAAGGGCGCGAAGAAGCCAAGGCUGAGAGGGAGAGACAGAGCGAAGACUUGCUGAAGCAGACAGAAGUGGAGAGGCAGAAGAUUGUGGCUGAAUGCAAGGAGCUCCGGGGCUUCCUGGAGGAGAAGGAGCAGCUCUUGCUGUCCCGUCUGGAGGAGCUAGACAGAGAUAUUGUCAAGAGGAGAGAUGAGAGCGUCUCCCGGCUCUCUGAGGAAAUUGCCCAGCUCGAUAAGCUGCUAGGCGAGCAGGGAGGAGAGAAUGGCCCAGGAAACCAGUCUGGGCAGGGUGUUGCCCCGGCUGGAAGCAGCUUCGAGAGCUGGAUGUUUUGCAAGCCGGAGGCUGGCUUCACGGAGCUGGAGAAGAAACUCAAGAGCUUUUCCCAGAAGAGUGCAGUGCUGAAAGAGGUCUUGCUGGAGUUCAAGGAGAACCUCCGGUUUGAGCUGGAGAAUGACACAGGUGAUCUCUCUCUGGACCCAGACACUGCCAACCCCUACCUGGUGCUGUCGGAGGACAAGAGGAGCGUGCGGCUCAGGAGUGCUCCCCAGGAGCUGCCGGCGAACCCCAAGAGAUUCGAUUACUCCUUCUGCGUGCUGGCGGCGGAGGGUUUCAUAGCUGGGAGGCAUUACUGGGAGGUGGAGGUGGGAGAUGGAGAGAGCUGGGUCCUGGGGGCGGCCCGUGAGUCGGUGCGGAGGAAGGAGAAAAUCGACUUUGCUCCGGAGGAGGGGAUCUGGGCGGUGGGGUUGAACUGGAAGGGGAAGAAUUGGGAUCAGUAUCAGGCUUUCACCUCCCCGGAGACGCCCCUGUCCCUGUGCGAGAGGCCCAGGAAGAUCGGGGUGUACCUGGACUACGAAGGCGGGUGGGUGGCGUUUUACAACGCCGAUAACAUGGCUCCCAUCUUCACCUUCACGGCCGCUUUUACCGAAAAGAUCUUUCCUUUCUUCUGGCUCUUCUAUGUGGGCUCCUCGCUCUCCCUUUGCAAUUGA
Messenger RNA from Fulmarus glacialis (Northern fulmar), 1014 nucleotides. Its product is annotated as tripartite motif-containing protein 7-like. The transcript is spliced from 6 exons. The record is from RefSeq and is a predicted model, not a curated record. Lineage: Eukaryota; Metazoa; Chordata; Aves; Procellariiformes; Procellariidae. The annotation marks the transcript as partial. Gene Ontology annotation, molecular function: protein binding.